Capsicum annuum is the source of this 4193-nucleotide messenger RNA. RefSeq names its product putative RING-type E3 ubiquitin transferase C3H69. The transcript has 7 exons. Bases 124 to 1182 code for a protein of 352 amino acids. Gene Ontology annotation, biological process: protein polyubiquitination. Gene Ontology annotation, molecular function: metal ion binding; ubiquitin protein ligase activity. NCBI's taxonomy places the organism in Eukaryota, Viridiplantae, Streptophyta, Magnoliopsida, Solanales, Solanaceae. The record is from RefSeq and is a predicted model, not a curated record.
UCCAAAAUAAUUUUAUUCAAAAAUAACUUACUCUUUUCAAGAACGAUUUUUAACCUAAUAUUUCAAAGUAGAUGGAGUAAAACAAAAUCUAAACGCGAGGAGAGGGUUGGACUGUCAGCCAUCAUGUCGCAAAGGGUUCUUUGCAAGUUCUUUGCACAUGGGGCAUGUCUGAAGGGGGAUCAUUGUGAGUUUUCACAUGAUUGGAACAAUCCUGCUAAUAAUGUAUGCACCUACUACCAAAAAGGAGCUUGUGCUUAUGGAAGCAGGUGUAGAUAUGAUCAUGUUAAACCGUCUCGAUCACAGCCUUCAGCUCAAUUUUCAGCAAGUUCUGCUCCUUCCAAUAUGCCUCCUGGAAUGCAUGCACAUAAUGCAGUUGUUGUGUCAGCUAUUUCUACUGAGGUUUUAGCUUCAAACAAACCUUACGACACUUCCAGCCGACCAGCAUGGAACCAAAAGUCGGAGCUUCAAGAUGCAUUGGAGAUUGAUGAUACGAUUGAGUUCAACAUUGUUAAUCCAGCUGAUCGGUCAAUCUGUGCCUUUGCUGCAGGUGGUAAUUGUCCUCGGGGAGAAGAGUGUCCUCAUAUUCAUGGAGAUCUGUGUCCAACCUGUGGGAAGCAUUGCUUGCAUCCUUUCAGGCCUCAGGAAAGAGAGGAGCAUAUGAAAACAUGUGAGAACAAGCAAAAGCACCUUGAUUUAUUGAAGCGCAGUCAAGAAAUAGAAUGCAGUGUAUGCCUUGAACGUGUUCUUUCCAAGUCAACAGCAACUGAGAGGAAGUUUGGGAUCCUUUCUGAGUGUGAUCAUCCGUUUUGUGUAUCAUGUAUAAGGAAUUGGCGUGGCAGUUCUUCCUCUGGGAUGGAUGUUAAUUCUGCACUGAGGGCUUGCCCCAUAUGCCGAAAACUUUCAUAUUUUGUCAUUCCAAGUGUUAUUUGGUACUUCACAAAGGAAGAAAAGGAAGAAAUAGCUGACAACUACAAAAACAAGCUCAGAUCUAUUGACUGCAAGCACUUUGACUUUGGGAAUGGGACUUGUCCAUUUGGGACUAGCUGUUUCUACAAGCAUCAACACCGUGAUGGUCGUCUGGAGGAAGUGGUACUACGCCAUCUUGGUUCUGAAGAUGGAAGCACUGUAAUCGCUAAAAAUAUCAGGCUCUCGGACUUCCUUAGGAAUUUGGAAAUUAGGUGAACAAUCUCUCUUAGUAAUUUCAAGGAAGAGACAUAAUGACGGACCAGCGGGUAAAAGAAGGCACACAAGAGAAAACUAUGAACCAACGGGCAACAAAAGACUCGUAUAGUACAGGGGUAGGGUUUCGAGGUCAUAAAUGCAUGAUGGGGCAUGCGGGGUGUUCAACAGAUAUGGAGAUUUUCCCUAGAUUGGAAUACUCACGUGAUUUACCAUGUGGAAACAGCAAGCAGUCAAAGACCCUCUUUUUAAAUAAAGAGGCUGCCCUUAAAAAGAAAUUGGGCCCAGAUCUGUUGGCCCAAAGCUUUUCUAAUUGGAAUAUUAAGAGGGCAUGCUACAAUGAGCCCAGAACCGACCCAUUGGAGGAGGAAUUAAAAGCUAACAUUUUUACUUCUAUUCUGGAAUCACAACUUACAAGUUAUGAAGUCAGUCCUUGCGAUAAAGACAUGGAUACAGAGAGUGAAGAAAUUAGAGAGAGAAGACCAACAAGCUGCAGUUAAGGAAGAAAAUCAAAUAUUACUGAUUAAAAAUAGGAGAAAACAGGCAUCAGAUUCUUAGGCGGAAGGAAACAUGCACAUGCAGCCACGGAAUCUCAACGCAACAAUGGGUUGGGCAAUUGAAGAACCAAUCCCCCUAAAUUCUGCGAAGGUGGUAGAUGAGAGGGAUGUGAAAUUUGAUGUGACAAUAAGGGUUUACCAAAUUAUAAUCAGAAUGGCUAAGGAGUUUGGGUUGGUAUUUCAUGGAUAUGAGAAGGAAUCUCUAGAGCUUUUCAUGAAAAUUGAUAGCUAGCGACAUGGAGUUUCAGUAACACAAGAACUUGGAACCCCAAAAAGAAAGGAAUCAAAGAACUGAAGAGCCUUGAGAGGGUGAGCUGUUUUGUGAGCAAUGGAACAAGCAGUAAAGGGGGGGUGUUUCAUUAACCAAGAUCAAUGAAAGUCAACAUUAUAUCAUGGAAUGUUAGGGGGUUGAAUCAACAAUAAAAAAGAAUGUUGAUUAAAAAUUUAAUUCACAUGUGGAAGGAUGAUGUUUUAUGUUUUCAAGAAUCAAAAGUCGAAGGGGAUAUUAGUGCCAUUAUCAAAGAAUUACGGCCUAAUAGAUGAGGCAAGUAUGUACAAUUGGAGGCUAGUGGGACUAGAGGGGGCAUUAUAAUAUUGUGGGAUAACAGGGUAUGGGAAGGGGAGUUUAGCAGUUUGGGUUCAUAUUCCAUAACAUGCAAGUUCUCUGGCAAGACUCAAGAACUCAAUUGGCAUUUGUCCAGUGUAUAUGGAGCAACCAGGGGUGGAAUUUGAUCUUUAGAAGAUGCUUGAAUGAUUGAAAAAUUGAUAGGAUAACAGAGUUCCUUAACACUCUAGAGCUAUUUACAGGAAUUACAACUUCGGAGGAUAGCAUCAAGUGGCAAGGAAAUAAUCAAGGAGAAUUCUCUGUCAGAUCAGCCUACAAAGAAUUCAACCUGUUCAACAAUCAGAUUGGGUGUUGGGUGUUGGCCCUGGAAGAUGAUAUGGAAAGUCAAUUCCCUAUAAAGUAUCUUGUUUUACUUGGUUAUUAGCUAGAGGAAAAGCACUCACACAGGACAAUCUGUGCAAAAGGGGUCAUCAUCUAUGUUCCAGAUGUUUUUUAUGUGGGGAGCAAGCUGAGACAAUUAAUCAUUUAUUUCUGCAGACAAUUCUGGAGAAUGUUCCUCAACUUUAGGGGGAUUCUAUGGACGAUGCCAAGUAAUAUAGUUGAUGUGCUAGCAUGCUGGAACAAAAAAGGCAGUAAUGCAAUUCAGAAAAUGAGAUGGAAGAUUAUUCCAGCGUGCAUUUGGUGGACAGUUUGGGAAGAGAGAAACCAAAGAUGUUUUGAAAACAAAGCCAACCAUCUCCAGAAGAUUAAGAUGAAAUGCUUAGGGCUGUUCUUUUUUUGGUGUAAAGCAAUAGGUUUAGAAUAUCAAGAAACAAUCUUUGAUGUAUUAGAAUCCUUGUGAGAUGACAGAGGAUCAAAUGGUUUAUACUUUUGUAACCGGUAAUUAAGGGGUGCUACAUUGUUUUUGUGUAGUCUUAUAUAAAUAUACAAAUAUGUUACCUUUUUAAAAAAAAAGAGUUGGCCACAAUAUAUAGUCAAAAACUCCUGUAACUUUAUCAGUGCAACGUAAUGAUUUUAACACAUCAUAGAUCAUCCGAAACUAUUCGUAUGAUCUAGUUGGGUUCAUUUUCCGAAGAGCUCUCCACGUGAACUUGAACCUGUCUUAGAGCAAUUAACUGAUGUUGACUCGAGAGAGAUGGAUCCUUGGGUCCUGUCAUCAUUUUGUACAUGUAAAUUCCAUAUGAACUUUGUUCUGGGUGUUGUAAUGUUAUGCUGCCUAUGCAUUCAUUGUCUAUCUAAAAGAUCUGUAGUAUGAAAUGACUUUUAGCUAUUAGAAUCAACUCCCUUCUGUUGUCUUCCCCGACACACUCUAGAUUUAUCAGAACCCUAGGUGAUGAAUUAUGAUAUAGCCUUCUGUUCAUUAUCUUGAUCGCUUGAUUAAACUCAAUAGCUCUAGAAGGUUAGACCUAACAACGUUUUAUAUCAUUGACAUACUAUUUUCAAAAAUCAAUGACCUAACAACGUUUUAUAUCAUUGACAUACUAUUUUCAAAAAUCAUAUCAUUGUUUUGUUUGAAUCUAUUUCCUGGCAGGAUUCUCCUGUCCUAAUAUGUUAGCCUUUAGGCUUUUCAACCUACCCAUGGUAAUUGAUGGCUGGACUGGCGGGGUUCUUCCGUCUUGAUCAUGGUUGGCUUUCUUAUUCUAGGAAAGUAGUAGUUGCAAAAAAGAAAAAUAGUAUGCAGUUCUAAAAUGUUGGUCCUAUUUGUUGUGGGUCACGAGUUUAACUUGUUUUGAAUUUCUCUUUCUUUUAUAUAAGCCCAUUUUUAAAUUGUGUUCGCACUCACACGAUUCCUGUGUCUUGAUCAUGUUUACCUUUAGGCUUUUUCGGAGUUACUUCCCCUGGUAGGUUGUGGCUGCCGAGUUUAAGAUUGGCUUUAAUUGUUUGUGAGCGGG